Balaenoptera musculus (blue whale) is the source of this 3816-nucleotide messenger RNA. It is a transcript of the gene FUT1, whose product is annotated as fucosyltransferase 1 (H blood group). The transcript has 3 exons. Gene Ontology annotation, molecular function: galactoside 2-alpha-L-fucosyltransferase activity. Gene Ontology annotation, biological process: carbohydrate metabolic process. NCBI's taxonomy places the organism in Eukaryota, Metazoa, Chordata, Mammalia, Artiodactyla, Balaenopteridae. The coding region runs from base 929 to 2026 and encodes 365 amino acids. The record is from RefSeq and is a predicted model, not a curated record. Gene Ontology annotation, cellular component: membrane.
AGACGGGUGACUGGAGGCCCGGACUUCUCAUUCUGAGGAGGGGGCUGGGGGCUGGGAAUCCUGCGUCUGGAGAAAUUAUGAUCAGAUCUCUAGAGAGUCAAGUCCAAUUCCCGGGCCUUUGCUUUCUUGAAUGGUAAUUGUCAGACCGCUCGGGCCAGGCUGGGGGUUGGUGGGGAGAAGCCUCGGGUCGAGGGAAACCGCCUCAGGUCUGCAGGAGAGGGAGGCUUUUGCUACUAGCCGGCUCUGCCUCGGCCUCUGUGGAAGAGAGUUUCCCUUCCACUUCUGCUUUCUCCGUUCCCGCCCUCGGGAGAGGCGGUACGUUCCCUUCUGGAAAGCAGCAGUCAGGUGCCGGACGCUAGGAUUCCCUCAGAAGGAGAGACUGGGAGCCGGGACUCUCGAGUUUGCGGGUGGAUGGGGCGGACAGGGGAUCGGUGGCCCCUGGUGGGCGCGGGGACACUUUCCCGCCAGAGGCUCUCACGCCGGGACUCAGAGCCGGAGGAGGCUUUGCACCCGCCCAUGGAGAAGCCAGGUUAACAGGUUCUGCAUCCCCGCGGGAGGACGCGACAGGGGGCGGAAGCCGCUGGGGCGUGGCCGGACUCGGCGCAUCCAGGUACACUGGGCGGAUGGAGAACCUAGAAACUGGAGGGGAAGAGGUCGAAGCGCCGGGUCCAGCGUUGCAGCUGGGCGCUAGAUCUCCGUGUCCACGGAAGGAUGGGCUGCUAGGAGGCCAGGAAACAAGAUCCCCCAUCCAGGCCUGGACCUCCAGCCUCUCAUGUUCUACUUGGCCUGUUGCUUCCUGCCACCUCCGUGGUGCACUCCGCCCGUCACACACAGGUUCACUGAGAAAGGAGUUGGGGCAAUGCUGUCCAACGUCAGUGGACCUUGCUGCCUGGGAGAGUGAAAUUCCAAGAUGUGAGGACAAGGUGCCAUGUGGGCACCCAGGGUCCGUCACCUCUGUCUGACCUUCCUGCUAGCCUGUGUUUUUGCCUCAGUCUUCUUCCUCCACAUCCACCGAGACCUCUUUCACAAUGGCUUAGGCCUGUCUGCCCUAUGUCCCGACCGUAACCCAGUGACAUCCCCUGUGGCCGUCAUCUGCCUGUCGGACACACCCAUAAACCCCAAGGCCUCUUUUUCCUGUCCCAAGCAUCCUGCUUCCCUCUCAGGAACCUGGACUAUCUACCCAAAUGGCCGGCUUGGGAACCAGAUGGGACAGUACGCCACGCUGCUGGCCCUGGCCCAGCUCAACGGCCGCCAGGCCUUCAUCCAGCCUGCCAUGCACGCCACCCUGGCCCCCGUGUUCCGCAUCACCCUGCCCGUGCUGGCGCCUGAGGUGAAUGGCCGCACUCCUUGGCGGGAGCUGGAGCUUCACGACUGGAUGUCGGAGGAGUACGCCCAAUUGAAGGAGCCCUGGCUGAGGCUCACCGGUUUCCCCUGUUCCUGGACUUUCUUCCAUCAUCUCCGGGAACAGAUCCGCAGCGAGUUCACCCUGCACGACCACCUUCGGCGAGAGGCCCAGAGUUUACUGAAUCAGUUCCGGCUCAGCCGCACGGGGGACCGCCCGAGCACCUUCGUGGGUGUCCACGUGCGCCGUGGGGACUACCUGCAGGUGAUGCCCUAUCAAUGGAAGGGUGUAGUGGGUGAUCGCGCUUACCUCCAGCAGGCUAUGGACUGGUUCCGGGCCCGGCAUGAAGCCCCGAUCUUUGUGGUCACCAGCAACGGCAUGGAGUGGUGCCGGGAAAACAUCGACACCUCCCGGGGGGAUGUGAUCUUCGCUGGCGAUGGGCAAGAGCGUACCCCCGGCAAGGACUUCGCGCUGCUCACACAGUGCAACCACACCAUCAUGACCAUUGGCACCUUCGGCUUCUGGGCCGCCUACCUGGCUGGUGGAAACACCAUCUACCUGGCCAACUUUACCCUGCCUAACUCCAACUUCCUAAAUAUCUUUAAACCCGAGGCCGCCUUCCUGCCUGAGUGGGUGGGCAUUAAUGCAGACUUGGCUCCGCUCCAGAUGUUGGCUGAGCAUUGAGCAGCAAGGAGACUUUCUGAAAUAGUCUGAUCAACCUAGGACCAGUGUUAUGUAUCUCUGGAAGCCCAGAAGCUUCUGGAGAAGCUGGUGGUCCUGCAGCUGGUGGACACCCAUUUCUAGAGUGAUUCUAGUUGGCUAGACUUGGAGAAAAAGGGGGGGCUGGCUUUCUGCAACUGCCAGAACAUUCUAGAAUCAAUGGAAGAUCUUUUCAUGAUGGCUGGCAAUGUCUGCAGAAGCUCAUGACACUUCUAGAAUGCACAGUGCCCACCUGUUCUUCCCAGCCCAUAUCCAGAGUACUUCUAGAUCACUGCCCCACCAGGAACAGGGAACUCCCUGUUCCAGCAUUGACCAUCCUGGUCUUUUUGAGAAGAGAUAUUUCUCUUCCCUGGGUCAUCAGGACAGAAGGAACUCAUGGGUGUGCUACCGCAAGCACUCACCAACACCCCUUCUGUGUUUCUGGAAUGAUUCUAGAGGAGGGAUUUUUUUCUGGAGAGGAUCAGCUCUAAUGCCUGUAAAGAACCCUGUGGGGACCUUCCAGAGGGGUUGGGAUUCUGGAAUUCCAGAUUACCUCUGCAAAGAAACUAACAAAGGUAAAACCAGCAGCCCAACACCUCACCACUGCUAGAAAGGUUGAUGGAUGACAAACUCUCUGUAGCUGGGGCAGUUUGUGUGAAAAGUGGAACUUUACCCAACAUUUCAGCCCUUGAAAAACCACAAAUAUGGUAAAACAUGGGAGGGGUGGGGGAAGGGAUGCUGCUGAAUGCUGCAGCUUAUGGAGAAAGGCUCUGCAGAGAUCUAGGGACACCUUUUUUUUUUUUAAGCUCAAAACUACCAAAGGUAGACAUGCAAAUCUUGGCUCCAAGUUCAUGUUGCUUUACCCAAUUAAGGAAGUUUCCUCCUCUGCAGCUGGGCUGCUGGGGAGUGAUGGUGUAACAGGGAAGAACAAAAUCUGAUUCCAUGUUGGAUCUGUUUCUUUUAUGUUAACUUUUGUUUUCCCUUGUUUUUGUUACUAUAAUCACUAAAAGGAUGCUAUCUAUAGCUAUAAGCAUACAUAAUGGUCUGCAUGGGGAACCCUGCCCCUCUGCCUGAAUGUUAAACCAAAGUGCCUUUGUUCAGCUCACAGGGAAACAUCCUGCCCGCCCACCCAUGAAGGACUGCAAGAAAGAAGAAAUUAACACACCCCCUCCCCGAUGCUGGCCAAGCCAGGAGAUGUUUUGCAAGAUUUAUGGCCUUUUUACUUUACUUCCUCACCUCCUCCCCCUCUCUGUUCUAUAAAAGAAACUAGCAUCCAGGCCCCAUAAGAUGGUACUCUAGGACACUAGUCUGCCCUCUUCUCUAACACCUGGCUUUCUGAAUAAAGUCACUGUUCCUUGCCUCAACACCUCAUCUCCCAAUUUAUUGGCCUGUCAUGCAGCGAGCUUGGACUCGGUAACAAUGGGGUUGAUUUACUGAAAGUCAGCUGGCGUAAGGGUGCCCUCUGGGCUUGCAGAAAGCUGCGGGUAUUGUGCCCCUGGCCAACCACUGUCUGCCCCUGAAUUCACAGAGCCUCUAAAUCUGGCUUUGGGUAAGUCAGGGAUGAAAGAAUCAUAAGGUAUGCAGACCCAAGACUGGUCUCCAACCCAGGCAGGAGCACAGGGUCUGGCCAAAGAGGAUGGGAUUCUUGACUCAGAUUUCAGGAUUCCCUUGAGGCUUUCUGAAGGAAGCGAAGGUAGACACUUUAAUUACAGAGUUGUCUGAGAAUUUAAGCCCUUUUCUAGUCUUCUCAGGGAAUUUUGGGGAACCAGUCCCUA